AUUUAUUCUAACGAUUAUGAAAAAACAAUAUACAUUUUGUAAUUUGAACAUUAUAAUUCAAACCGAUAUUAAUCGAUAAUGUUUUAGAUAUAAUUAUCACAAUGAAUGGAAUUAAACAACUAAUUCUUGUACUUUCAUGUUUGUUAUAUGUAAGUAUGACGUGUUGUUUCUAAGUAAAAGACAAAAACAUUAUAAAUGUUCUCUAUUAUUUAGGUGUUUCAAGUGGAGUCAUCAGAUGAACGUAAGUAAUAACACUAUGAUUCUCUAGAGGUGCAGAGAUUCACGCGUUUAUUGUUAACAUAAGAAUGGAAUGAAAAUAAUAUUCUUUAAAUUAAUUAACGAGUUACGAUUUUAUAUAAUUUUAUAUUAAUUAUGCCUAUUUUGAAUUGAGAUAAAAGACAUAUUUGAUAAAUCUUCAAUUUCAAAAAAUUUCCGAGUAAUAUUUUUUAUUUUUAGAAAUCCGUAAAAUGAUCGGCACAAUAAGAUAAUGGAGUAUGGCCACAUUCAGUACAAUAGCCAUGGAUUGAUUUUUGUAUCCUACAUCUAAAUGACUUUAACCUAAUUUAUACCUUUUUAAAUUUUAACGUUGUAAUAAGUUACGGCAUAUUUUUUUUUUUUUUGACCUUCUUCUAAGUUUGGCACGUAAUGAUGAAGAAUUAGAGAAAGGUUGAAGACUGUUGUUCUUAAAUUCUUUUAUUAAGAGUUUAUUAAUGUUAUACCCACAUCUUUUCUCUUAGUCCAGCUACCAGAUAACAUGCAAAAAGAAUGAUUAGGCAGAAUAAGAAAAAAACUAUCUUAAUUUUUAUUUUGGAUUAAAUCACUUAUGAUAAAAUGUAUAGAAAAAAAUAUUUUAAGAAGAACAUUUUAGUUGCGUUUUUUCAUGGUUUUUUGCAAGUAAAACGGAAAAUACGGAUAUAUCGUUCACAUAAGAUAAUUUGAAUUCUACAAAAAUAUAAAGUUGUUGUUAUUAAAAUAACCGUCACCAUAGCUAUUUAAAAGGCUGUAUGACGCUAUUAGGUUAGUUUUGGCUAUUUAGGGUCGGAAAUGCGUUAAAUUAUUUAAUGAUUUGACAAUGCCAAUUUUAUUAAUAAUAUAAUUAAAACUAAUUAAUUAUUUAUAUUUAUAUACUUACAUUUUUUUUUUCAAUUCAGAUGAUGAUAAACAUGAAGGUAUAAAUCAGAUUGCAUUGGGAGAUGAGAAUGAAGAACUGACACCCUGUAAGUUAUCAUACUACUAAUAAAAUAUACGUGAAAACCUAUUUUACCGUUCAAUGUUUAAUUUUAUUUACCUAAUUAUUUAAUAUAGGCUAUAAAAUAAUAUUAUUUAAAAUAUUUCUUUGAUAACAGCCACAUAUUAUAUAUUUGGUUUUUAAAUUUGUUUACCUAUUGAAAUCAGGCCUAACCUAAUCUAUCUUUUUCAUUUUUUUUUAAUAGUAAUGAUCCUUUAAAUGUAUCCGUGGUUAUAGUAAAAAACAUCCAAUUUUCGCAUAUUGGUUGUACCUAAAAAGUUUCAAAUUUAAAUUUAAAUCCGAAAGCGUAUUUUAAUUUAAAUAUAACAUUUUAUUUUUAGUACAAGGCGAGGGAUAUAUUGGCUUAAUCUGAUGUUUACUUUUUAUUUUAUUUUUAAAUGGGUUUUUAAAAUAAUUGGAAAUAAAAGUAUUGCCGUAUUAUCUUUAUUAUUAAUAUAGCCAAUAUUGUAUAACGGCAAGCAACGACAUCACAGAUGUCAUGGUUAUUCAAAUUUGUAAACUAUAUUUUCUACCAGAUAUCUAGCUCCAAUUGAAUAAUUAACGGGGAUCGAUUUUGUUCAAUCCAAUAUCCAGCCACUGACAGAAAAAGCCUUUUUUUAAUAUUUAAAAUAGUUUAAAAAAUAAUUUGGAAGAACCAAAAAGGACGAAAAACACGAUUUUUUUAAAAACAAGGCUAACGAUUUCACUAUUUGAAAUGUUUAGGAUUAAAUUUUUCUACCAGAUAACUAUGAAAUUCAAGAAUUUUUUUAAUAUUUUAACUUUCAUCAUGUUGAUACUUUAAAGAUGCAUAUAUUAGACUUAAAUUUUAAGUUUACAAUUCCGCUGGUACAUAUAUAUAUAUAUUAAACUCUUUUAAGUUUUCUACAUUCUUGAGUUCCUACUUAUAAUAGGGAACGCCCCAAUCUCAGUAUCGACUCUUUUUUCAAAAAAUGUUUAACUAAGUUAUAAAUGUAUUGCUUAUUUUAGUGGCGGGUCAUUUGAUAUACGAAUGGUGGAGUUCUAUACCUUUGGAUUACAUGAAGUACCGAGAAAAUGGUACGUAUAUUAAAUACAUUACAAUAAACUGAGUCAAUAAUAGUAAUUUUACAAAAUUCUAAUACAAAUUGGUACUUAUUAACUCUGUAUUUAAAAUUUAUAGACCCGAUUAUCUACAAUAGUAAUGUAGAAUAAUUGUAUCUUACAAGAAAUACCUCGUGUGAAUUUCUUUCGUCCAAUUUUAAUUUAUUUUGUUAAUGAGUGCCCAUCGCAUUUAGAUUUUUUAGACAUAAUGAAUAUUGUUGAUGAUAUGAAUAUAAUAACUUUAUAUACAUAUUUUUAUUAUUUAUUGCAUGAUACGAAAGGGAAAAAAGAUCAUAGUGGUGAACAUGACAAAAAUUCAAAAGAAAACACAUCAUCCGGUAAGUUAUAAAUAGACUAUAACUGAUAGACUUGUAACAGAUGAAUAUUGUCGGAUUCUAACUCAAAUAUUUUUACAAUAUUAGGAUGUGAGCUGGUAUAUUAUUUUCCACUGAUAUUUUCUGAAAAUAGUUUAAAUUUUUAUUCAGAAAUUUGAUUUUGUUUUUAUAUAUAUAAAUAUAUGUUGGUAUUAUUGAUUUCAUUUUUCCCUUGGUUAUACGGGUUGGUUAUUAAAGAAUAUUAGUAACAUUCAAUCCGCAAAACAAUAAUCUUAAAAGAAAUUUAAACAUGUGUACCUAUGAAUUAAUUCAGUUGUCACGGGCAAUAUCGUUUUGGAGGUUGACUUGUUAAAACGAAUAAUUAAGAAAACAGGGACAAUAUUUUCUUAAAAAUAUUAAGUACUAUACAUAUUUGUAUUUUAAUGUUACCAAAGUCAAUCUCUGAAAACUCAAUCCAAACAAACAAAAUAAAUACAAAUUGUAUUAAUUAUUCAUUAUAAAGUAUUCUUUUCUUUUUCAUGUGUGUUACACUGGCGUAAAAAAAGAUCACAGUCUACAAAACAAAAUUUUUAAAGAUCAAAUAACAGAAAGUAAGUUACGUUACUGUUUUAAUUCCAUUGUGUGUACAAUAUCAUAAAGUGAGCGUAUACAAUUUUUAUUUCAAUGCAAUUUCUUGAAAAUGGUCUUAACUAUUAACAUUUCUCCUAUUAGCACUUUUUUUUUUACAUUUUUAUAGAGGGUCUGAAGUUGUUACGUGAUUGGUGGUUGGAAAUGCCAAUCUUUCAAGUGUCGAAGACAAAAUUCACUCCACAAAUGUAUAAAGACUAUAUUAGUAAGAAAGAUUAUUUUAUAUACGUUAAAAACGGCUUGUAAUAUUAUAAGUAUAACGAAAGUUUGUACGUAUAUUUUUUAUUGAUAACGAUUAAUUGAUUUAUUUGAUAUCGUCGGUCCAGGAAAAGUGUACGGCAUCAAUUACUUACGCGUUUUAUUAAAACAAUUUUAAAUUUGAACAGAAUUGAACAAACCAUUAUUUUAGAAAAUUAAUGAUCAAAUAAUAUAAUAUUCACCUAUGUCCUUAGUUGUCCCUUUACAUUAAUUUUGUCAUUUGUAACUAUAAACAAAUAAUAUUUUUUUAAAUACUUGUAUACGAUCUAAUGACAUCAUAGGUGCGACUAGGCAACUAUCAUUGGGGGUGUUUAGUUAUAGACGCAUCACAGAUCCCAUGGUUUGUGAUGUGAAUGGGGCCAUCAUCUCAACAAUGUUCCUUAGACGACGUAUAAUAAACAAUUAUACAUUUAAUUUACAAAUUUGUUUAAAAAAAUAUAUCGUAACUUUUUAACUUUAUUUUUUAUAUACAAGUUAUCAUCAUUAGGUAAAUGGUAAUAUGUUAUGAUAAUGUAAAAUGACUGUAAGGAUUCAUAUUUAGUCAACACUAUAAAAAAAACUGAUUGGAUCAUUAUAGAGAAUUUAAGUAUAAAUUUGGGGGCGCUCUAGAUCUUCUAACUGAAUAAUUUUCAAUCAAGUAAUAUCAUCUUAAAUACAUAUCUUCAUAAUGGUUUUCAUUAUAUUCUGUGAAUCAAAAGAUCAACAAACAAUUAGGCAUACGAUUACACAAGGUUAUUGUUAUCGUUGAUAACAAUACUAUUAUUAGUGAUAUUAACAAAUUUUAAUACACUAAUCUGUUGAAAUAAAAUUAUGAAAUUAAACAAACCUAUAUAAUUUUUAUUAUGAUCAUAUAUAAUAUUAAAUUUUCAUUUGUUUUUCUAGAUAAAGGUGAACUCCCUGAUUAUAUGAAAAAUAAUGAUAAUUCAAAUGCUAUUGUUCCGGUUCCGGUUAUUCCUCGGUCUCGUUCUUCAAGCUUCAGAAAUAAUUACCGUAAUCUCAUUUUAUUUUUUUUAUUUUUUUAAGUAUUAUUAUUAAUAAUUUAAAAAUCAUAUUAUUGAAAUAAGUUUUUCGUAAGAGUACUAGUACAUAGAAACUACAAAGGUGUCCGAGGUGGUAUGAUACUUGGAGACAACGGUUCUUCCUUAUUAUUAUUGUUACUAGAUUUUCCGCACCCAGCGUUGCUCGUGCCAUUUGAUUAUUAUAUUUUACCUAUAUUCAUUUUUGAAAUUUACCUGGGUAAGAAUUGAAUGAAAACAAAUCGGUGGAAAGUGGGUAGACUACCUUUGGCAGAAUAAAUGUGAUCAAUUGUGAAAUUUUCAUAGUGUAAAUAAUAGUAAUAACAAUAAUUAUAUUUGUUUUAUAUACCGUAACACUAUGUUAAUUCUAGAAUAAUAAAAAAUUAUAAAUGUACAAUCAGAUAUUCCUACCGAGUAUAUCCAAAAACCACUAAUAUACCCCUUUAGGAGUUGAAUAUUCAAAAAUCUCUUUCUUAGCGGAUUCCUACGUCCCAAUAGCUAUCUGUAGUUACCAAUAUAUAACUUCAAAAUACACUCAAAGUCUAGUUUUCUCAAACAAUUAUAUUUUAUAGAAUAGUUUUAGAUCAAUUUGGAUAAUAUUUUAAUACAUUAAAUAUUGUUUUUGAAAAUAAUACUUAAUAAUAUAAUCUGAUAAUUUAUAAUGGGCCCAUACAGCCUAUAGACCGGAUUACCUCCAAGAAGCGCCAUAUCCAGCCAAUGAAGAAUAUCCAUAUAAUCCUAGUAGUUCUAGUUAUUAUGACGAUCAACCUCCACCAAGAAUAAUAAGUAAAUCUGUUCGCUCUUAUAGAAGCAGAUACUGAUGAAAAAAUUAAUGUAAGUAAAUGCAUACAAACUUUAUAAUUAGAGAUCAAUCAUUUCUUAAAGUCUAAAAAUCAUAAUUUUUCUACUGGAAUCGCCGAUGUGUGUUAAUAAUUUACAAAAGCUCGACACCGUUUUUAAUCAUAUGGUAAUCGGUUAGAAGCUUUUAGAACGAUUUUUAUGAUAAAACGGUUUAUUUUAAUCGAUUUGGGUAGACUUAAGAGAUACCAUAUUUGAUUAUUGUGUACCAAGUACUUGAUUAUUUUUUGGCGAUCCCGAGUUUGAGGUCCUUUGGUCCAAAGGUAACCUCUAAAAUUUUAAAAUCUAGAUAAUGCUUCAUCCAUUCGAAACUCACUUGAAAAUUAAAAUACCUAUCGAAAAAGAAUCAACGUACAAUCAAUAUAGAUUAUUGUAUUACCUUUAGGUUUAAUAACAAACGUACAUAUAUAUAAUAACAGAAACAAUGCAGUACAAUAAUUAUAUUUUAAAAUCUCGAGUUACCUUGUAAUACUAAUAAUACAUUUUAAUGAACAAAUAUUGUAUAUUCUAAAAAUUGUAUUUUUUUAUUAUAACGAUAAAAUAAUAUGUGACACAUAAAAAGAUAAAAUAUAAUUAUUUUGUGGAUAAUUUUAGUUUUAUUUUUAGACCGUUGACCAUUGAAAUCGACAGAAAAUUUAAAAUGAGCUGAAAUAAUGCAAAUUAUUAUAUUUUUCAAUAGUUUAUAAAAUAUGCGGUUAUAGUUCAAACAACUUUAAGUGAUAUGAAGACAUCUAUGUCACAGUUUAUUAUGUUAUAUUUUAAUAAAAACGAAUUCAUACAUAUGAUAAAUAUAUAAUUACAUAUUUCUCUGUUUUAUCAAAUUCUAAAAAAAAAAUUAUAAUAAUGUUAUUCAUAUAAUGUAUGUAAAUAUAUAAUCAAUAAUAAAAUGAUGCAUUGUAGU
This is a messenger RNA of Cinara cedri, 6303 nucleotides long. Lineage: Eukaryota; Metazoa; Arthropoda; Insecta; Hemiptera; Aphididae. The record is from the annotation of a GenBank genome assembly.